This is a messenger RNA of Zychaea mexicana, 1332 nucleotides long. RefSeq names its product nucleotide-diphospho-sugar transferase. The coding region runs from base 1 to 1275 and encodes 424 amino acids. The record is from RefSeq and is a predicted model, not a curated record. Gene Ontology annotation, biological process: protein N-linked glycosylation; cell wall mannoprotein biosynthetic process. Gene Ontology annotation, cellular component: membrane; Golgi apparatus. NCBI's taxonomy places the organism in Eukaryota, Fungi, Mucoromycota, Mucoromycetes, Mucorales, Lichtheimiaceae. The transcript has 5 exons. Gene Ontology annotation, molecular function: alpha-1,2-mannosyltransferase activity.
AUGUUAUCCAUAACACGUCGAUCGUCGUGUUACUGGCUCCAGAUCGUCUUUAUUAUACACAUACUUGGAGCCAUUUGGUAUGUCGUAUACCGUCCUACGCUGGUGCUACCAUGGCAGCAUCGCCACCAAAGAGGACACAUUGGCGAUGAUGGCGACGGUCUUUUCGCCGCACUCGACGACAGCCGUUCUUGGACCACGGGUCCUCCACACAACCCAAACCAGCUUACCGUCCAACUUCCACCCGCAAGCAACCGUACGCCGCGCGUCAAUGCUGGGUUUGUUGUCCUUGUCAGGAACACGGAAUUGGGUGAAAUGCUCGAGUCCAUGUAUGAAGAACGAUUCAACAGAAAGUUCGAUUAUCCAUGGCUGUUUCUGAAUGAAGAACCGUUCACUGAAGAGUUCAAACGAAGGACUACUGCAGCAACAAACGCAAAGACGCAUUUUGGAUUUGUGGAUGAGUCCAUGUGGUCUUAUCCGACGUGGAUCAACCAGACGCUUGCUGCAGAACAGCGGGAAAAAAUGCGUGGACUUCCUUAUGGCGCAAGCGAAAGCUAUCGCCACAUGUGUCGUUUUCAAAGUGGCUUUUUUUGGCGUCAUCCUCUGUUUUUAGAGCUUGGAUGGGAGUACUACUGGCGCGUCGAACCACAUGUACGAUACUAUUGCGAAUUAGACUACGAUCCAUUCUUGUACAUGAAACAAAACAACAAGAAAUACGGAUUCACGAUUUCCUUUGUCGAAAACGGCGGCACGAUCCCUACGCUCUGGGAAGCCAUCCGUCGCUUUGUGACAGCCACCGAAAUCUAUGGCCAAAACCAAUUCGCCCUCAAAACCAAAGACACGUUGUACCGUUUUAUCACGGACGAAAACGGCGAGCAAUACAAUCAAUGUCACUUCUGGACCAAUUUUGAAAUUGCACGGACCGACUUGUGGCAAUCAGACACGUAUCAAAAGCUUUUCGAGUUUUUAGACAGGUCGGGUGGAUUUUUUUAUGAACGAUGGGGCGAUGCACCAGUGCAUUCCAUUUUCGCUGCCUUGUUUCUUCACAAGGACGAGUUUCACUAUUUCCAUGACAUUGGUUAUAAGCAUUCAGUGUAUGAACAUUGUCCGGAAUCGGACACACUUGCUGACAAGUGUUUUUGUAAUCCAGCGAAUACGUUAGAUUACAAGGAUCCAAUGAGUUGCUUGACACGGUACAUGGAUGCGCUUGCUGAGAACAGCGUUGACAAGGACACGACUGUCGGACAGUUGCUGCGCUUGCCAGGCGUAGCCGCAUAAUGAUUUUUUUUUCUCAAGCACACACAUAAUAAAACGAUUGCAUUAACUCAUCUUCAU